Ectocarpus siliculosus is the source of this 195-nucleotide messenger RNA. The record is from the annotation of a GenBank genome assembly. Lineage: Eukaryota; Phaeophyceae; Ectocarpales; Ectocarpaceae.
AUGCGGGACCCCUGGCUCACCGCCCAAGUGCAAGAGAUGGAGCGACAGGAGAUUACGACUCGGGAAGCGGCCGAGGCUUCCAACGCAGCCACGUGCGCCAUGAAAAAGGCACGAUCAGCAGUUGAAAAAGCUCAUCUCCACGGCCGAGGCGAUGGUGGGAUCAGCCAUUCAUUGUUGAAAGUGCCCGAGAGAUAA